UAUGGAGAAAAUCGAUAAAAUGUGGAUAGCGCCGUUGCCUACAGACUCCGCGUACGUGAAAACGUUUCGUUUGCAUUAUAUACAAAAUGGAAAAGAAAAGAGUUGGGACGCACUCAAGGUUCACGAUAGUGUAUCGAUUGUAAUUUUUAACACAACCCGACAAAAGUUGGUGUUUGUCAAGCAGUUUCGUCCGCUUGUCUAUCAUUCUAUUGUAACAAGCAAUGGCGGCGAUGUGGCAAAUGUAGAUCUUGGAAAGUUUCCAAUAGAGUUGGGCGUUACUCUUGAAAUAUGUGCUGGUACCGUAGAUAAAGAUAAGUCGUGGCGUGAGAUUGCCCGUGAAGAGAUAUUGGAGGAGUGCGGUUAUGAUGUGCCUGUGGAUCAACUUGAAGAAAUUUUCUCUUACAGAUGCGGCGUAGGUACGCAAGGUUCUAAACAGAUUAUGUAUUAUUGCGAAGUGACCGACAAUCAGAAAAAGUCUCCUGGCGGUGGAGUUGGCGAUGAGAUAAUCGAUGUAGUCGAAUAUUCUGUGGACGAAGCGCGUGCGAUGGUAUAUCAAAAAGGAAAUAUUAACGGUCCACCUAGUUUUUUAUUAGGAGUCUUGUGGUUUUUAAUGAACAAACGCUCAAACAAAUAAAGAGAUUGUAGCGAGACAUUUCCGCAAAUGAAUAAAUCUUU
Glossina fuscipes is the source of this 675-nucleotide messenger RNA. RefSeq names its product uridine diphosphate glucose pyrophosphatase NUDT14-like. Gene Ontology annotation, molecular function: metal ion binding; UDP-sugar diphosphatase activity. NCBI's taxonomy places the organism in Eukaryota, Metazoa, Arthropoda, Insecta, Diptera, Glossinidae. The record is from RefSeq and is a predicted model, not a curated record. The coding region runs from base 2 to 634 and encodes 210 amino acids. The transcript has a single exon. Gene Ontology annotation, biological process: ribose phosphate metabolic process; nucleoside phosphate metabolic process.